Maylandia zebra (zebra mbuna) is the source of this 1851-nucleotide messenger RNA. The record is from RefSeq and is a predicted model, not a curated record. Lineage: Eukaryota; Metazoa; Chordata; Actinopteri; Cichliformes; Cichlidae.
UCAAAACCAUAUUAAGACAUAAAUAUAAUUUAGAGUUAUACUCUGACAGCUGAAACACCUUUAAAGUACCUGCAGAGCAGGUGAGACGAGAAAAGCCCCUGAGAAUUAAGUGCGGACUUUUUCCAUUGCUGGGUGUGGGAGUGUAAACACGAAGAGGCGAUACCUUAAAACUGAAACUGAAACAAAAACAGGCACUCACAGAGCGGCACAAACAAGUGUUUGACGGGCUGAAAGUUCUCAUGUUAGUGUAGAAUUGCAGAUAAAAUGGAUCAAUAUCCGUAUCCACUGUUUUUUAAAGCCACUGACUUUACAGACAGAGAGAAGGAGAAAGUGAGGAGAUACUUUCAGAAAAGGCGAGACUCCGGGGGUGGCGACUGUGGAAAUCUUGAAAAACUCGGAGGAAGCGUUUAUAAAAUCUGUUUCAAGGAAAAAGAAGAUCAAGACAGAGUUUUGCAGAGGAAGUUUCACACCAUCACUCUUCCGAGUGGAGAAGUGCGGCUGACCGUGAGCCGGACAAGUUCACCACAGACCUCUGACCAGCCAUCGACAAGCCAAUCACUGAUCUCUAGAAACCCAAACAUAAAAGGUCUUGAGAAGACUUUCAGGAUAGAUGUUUUCCUGAUGUUUUUCCUGAGAGACAACUGUAAAGCAUACAAUUUUUUGGAAAAACAACUGUCUUCAAUCGGCUGCACAGUGGAGCUAAAUUUUGAUGAAGAGGAGGUUUUGGUUAGAGGGGAGGUUGACAAGGGUCCAGGAGGAGGAUUUGGUGGCGCUGCAGAGAAAUGGGAGUAUCAGGUGGAUCAGGUCUUUGUCCAGCUCACCGAGACCUACCUCUGCUAUCAUGUGCUUGAACCAAAACAGAUGAAAAUGGUACUGCAGGAUUCGGCCUUUAAGACAGAUGAUAUCAAAGUUUACACAGAGAGUGGCUAUGCUGUGGUUGUGGGAGAGGUUGAUGCCAUGAAUGAGAAGAUUGCAAUUCUGGAAAAAAGCCUACCCACCAAAAAGGAAGUGCCAAUUGUGGAGAAGAAGUUCAAGCUCAUAGAAGAAGAGUACAAUCGAGAAAUGCGUGCUAAUUGUCCAGAGGUUGCAAUCAUCAGAGGUAGUGCCAUGAUCACUUUGGAGGGCCCUGACAAAGAGGUGCAGUCAGGAGCUGCAAAACUGGUUGAACUGAUUAAGAACGUAAAGGAGAAGAGCGUUAAGUUCCCUACAGCUCUGCUAACCUUCAUGAAGACCAGUGAUGCCAUCCCAAAAUACCAAACUCGCUUCCAGCAGAGCCUCAGAAACCCUGUUUUCUUUGAGGUGGGUGCAGAUCUGGUUCUGUCCAGUUUGUCCUCUGAUGCUCUGAAUGAGGCCGAGGCAGCAGUAAUGAGAGACUUUAAAGUGACCACUGUACAGCUGCAGGGUGCAAUAGAUCUCAACAGGUUGAAAGAAAUUCUGAUGAAAGCCAAGUACGAGGCAAACAGUAGAGAGUUCAGAGUGGACAUCAGCUACAUGCCAGGCGCCAGGGGAACCUCAACAACCAAAGUCCAACUGGUGGGCUACAGUGAAAAUGUGGCCAAGCUCAAUGAAGUUCUUCAUGACUUCCAGUUGAAUCAAGUUUCAACUCAAGAAAACAUCAAUCUGCUUCAUCAUGACACUGUCUACUGUUUUAAUAAAAUCUUAGACUUGAUUGGCAUGAAGCAGACCAAGGAGGUCAAGGAGGCCCUAACAUCAACUCUAGACAGUGUUGUAGUAGACACUUUGACUCUAGAUGGACCAGGGGCUCAGCAGUACUUCCAGGAAGAGGCAAACUGCAGCCAUCCCAAAUGUGCAAAGACCACGAAACACCAGCAGACUCAGCGACACACCUAG